CACAGCAAUCAGCUGGCAUUCUGCUCACGCUCCGCUCCGGGCGAGCCGGCUUCUCUCCGCCCCCGCCGCCGCCGCUGCUGCUGCUGCUUUCUCCCCGCUGCGCGCCCAGUCACUCAAGGACAGUGUGUGUGAAUGCGAGUUCAUCAUCCUCGACUGAGCUUUUCGGCUCCUUUGAAUGGAGGCUCGAUUUCUUCCAUGGAAAACAGAUAGUCGGGGAUUAAGCGGCGCUGCGUGAUCCAUCAAGGACACGACUCCAGGAGAGCCAUCCAGCAGAACUGAUGCUGGAUCAUAUGGAGAGAGAGAGAGAGAGAGUCAUCACAGAUCAUCUUCUGCCCUUUCAUGGAUGUAUGCAGGGUAUCAGAGCUGCUGCAAUUACAAUCUAAUGUCAGCAAGCAGCACUUGUGCCACCACAUCUGCUCGACUGACCUCCUUUUUUCCAACCUACUGAUGUGACACUGAUCUGCUACCGAAACCCCACGACCAUGAAUUAUGCACACCGGAUCGUCUGGCCAACAUCCCGCAUGACUUGGAUUUCCAACGACUGAUCUUCUGCAGCACAGCCAGUUCCUGGUGAAGUCAUGAAGAGCUUCAGGACAUAAUACCAGGAUACCAGCUUCUACAGUAGCUGCUCGUUUUCACACAAACAUCUGGACCAGAGUCAAUUCAACACUAAGAAGGACCUGCGUGCUCUGAAAUAUCAAAUCUUUGGAUUACGAAGGCUCCUGAAACAGAAAAGGCACUUAAGGGAGCAAGUUCAACGCCAAGUUUGUCUGCAUGCGGUGAGGAUUAUUAACACUCAGGAAUUUUGCCAGGUAUACUGUCCAUCCUGAUCUGCACAUGCACAAUCCGCUUUCAAUGGAUUAUCAUGGUGUUGCAUGUUUGAGUGACUGUUUUAAUGAAUUAUUUACCUGCCACUCUGAUUCAGCUGAGUAGCAUGGUGAAGUAAGCGCUGGACUUUUUUUUUUUUUAAUUCUUCCUAUUAUUAUUAUUAUUAUUAUUAUUUUAACGGAGUGAAUCAGUGCUUAUCCUGCUGAGUUUGAAUCACCUUAUUGCUGAAUGGUUUGAUCAAUUAUGUAAAUCAGUAUUUACAUGAUGAACAAGAUGUCGGAGGACACGAACAAGAAACAAACUGCUGUAUUGAAUUGCUGUAUUGAGCCAGUCAACUAGUUAGUCCGAAGUACGACAUUCAGCCAUGUGGUCGCUACCUCUCCUUCGUUACACUGAUGUUCCACCAAGAGUGACAGAGAACUUCAUUUUGUCAGGGUAUCGCUUCCCUGACUACAGCCUCCUACAGUGCCUGGUCUCUGCGUUCCGGCCGACCAAUGAGACCGGAAACUUCUGGACUCACUUCCUCCCAAUAUUUAUCUUCACUUUUCACUUUGUAGAGAUAUUUGAGUGGGAAGGCGCCCCGGCCCCUGGGGAGCCCUUCUUUUACCCAGCCUGGAACUAUUUCUUUGGGGUUUUUUAUCUGCUGCUGGCCAGCAGUCUGGCUCAUCUCCUCAACUCCAUGUCACUGAUCAUCAGAGAGAUCUGCUUCUUUGUGGAUUAUGGAACCAUCAGUGCUUAUACUGUUGGAUCUUCUUUGGCUUACUAUUACUACAUUCACCCACAGGCAGGGAUACCAAAGAUUGGGCUUGGGACACAGAAUGUAUCAGAGACACAGUCAGAGAGGGAAGAGGCGCCUCCUUCAGUGCUAUCUUCCAACUCUUCUUUCUCUUUCCUGUAUUUGCACUCAUUUUUUGAUAGCUUGUACAUCCCCUGCUCCUGCAUGGUGGCCAUCAUUUGUGUGUUAACCUGUUGCAACACUAGGCAGCAGUGGAGGAAGUACCGCUAUGCUGUACGCACUCUUGUUUUCCUUCUGCCUUUCUUCAUUUCGUCCACACCAAUUUUCUACCGACUCCUCAGCCCGUCGCCAUAUCCGCCCUACUCUCAGACGCCUUCUUCUUACCCAUCACCUACAAUGGCCACUUUCUUCUACCGUCACUGCUUCUGGCUGGUGGUGUCUGCAGCCUUUAACAUUAGCAAGAUCCCAGAACGUUUGUCUCCAGGAAGGUUUGACAUCUGGGGGCACAGUCACCAGUGGUUCCACUGCUGCACCUUCCUCUCCAUCCUUGAUGAGCUCCAUAUGAUCAAGGUAGAGAUCCGAGCCUUGCUGCUUCACCCUUCCUUGGUCAUAGCACCCAGAAAAAGUCCCCAGCUCCCUGGCCCAACUAUCUACUCCACUUUUGGACUGAUGCUGCUGCUACAGGGGUGUAUAGCUUCCAUUAUUGGAUGGUUUGGGUGGUGUGCAUACCAGAUUUAUGGUCCUGUACAGAAAGGCCUGAAGGCACACUGAGCGGAGCCAAGCCAGAGACUCCAACAUCUUUGGGCCGACAGAAUUAUCGGUGAUAUUAUUGGUGACAGUAGCCAUUAUUUAACCACACAGGACAAGAUUAAUCAUUUUAUUUACCCAUUAUUUGAUAUUGAUAUGGGGAUGGGGAUGGCAUGGCUAUUUUUUCAUCUCUUUAAGGUUACCGCAUUAGUACUUACAGAGCGUUCAGGGAUCAGCAAAUAAUUUAAUCUUAUGGGGAUUCACUCACACAAACAAGCGUGCAAUGCUUUCCGAGUCUCCUAGGGGGACUUGCUGAUACUCUUUGCUGAUAUCUCUUACACACACACACACACUUCCUCCCCUUUUUAAACAGGAAGUAAAGGAGCCGAUAAGCUUCAGCCACAGUCUUUUAGCAUAGAGGAAAUGAGACAGCCGUGGCUUUACUGUUGAUGCAAAAUGUACUUGAACAGUGCGCACUUUUGACUCCAUGUUUUAAAGCAACUCUUCUUCAGCCUGCUCUCUCUGCACUGAAACCGAAAGACGAAUAAUCCUAAAAAGUAAUGCUGAAAAAAAAUAUCGACUGUUCUCGUUAGUUAUCAAAAAUCAUAUACUGGAUAAAUAUCAAGAUAAAAUCUCUGCUUAUAUAAUACUGUAACCUAUGCAUGGGUCAUGAUUAUACAUCUAGGGGCAUUGUUUAUACUAGGAGAAGAAGGGAUGUGAUGAAAAUGGAGGUUUAUGAGUUCAAUGUCACAUGAAGUAGAAGAAGCCAUAACAUUGUUUCUUAGACAUAUCAACAGGGUUUCAUUCUGGUGAGCUGAAUUUGCACAUAAUCAACCAGAUGCUUUCGGGAAGUGGUGCACUAAAGGGCAUUUCGGUGAUUACGAGUGCUUUGCUUGUUGUUUACUUAAUUACAAAUCCAUUAUUAAUGUUACCUUAGUCCUUUGUAGACAGCAAUCUCCCUAGUUCUACCUGUGCCCUUCUUUCCAUCACUUACCUCCUGCAGCUGGUCCUGAAUAUAACUUGAACCUAAAAGAAAGUGUAAGAUAUAACACUGUGACAACUAAGUGCUUAGAUGUCAGUGAUAGACUUGUUUCGGCCUGUGUACAGUAAUAAUUCCAGGGCAAGAGUGCAGAUCUAAGAUUAGAUUCCCUUCUUACAUGAUUCUCUGUGUCAGCACAUGUAUGUUGGGGGAAAAACCCCUCUUAAACUGAUAUGCUUCCUGAAUACAGGCCUUGGUGCAUGUCGUCUCUCCCCAGUUGGUACACAGUUACUGCAUGUUCCUCAGCAGUCUGUCAUGAACACUCUCGUGUAAUUUAAUGCGAUGUUAUGUCUGGCUAAAACAUCAGUGAUAGCUUUGUGACAGACUGUAGAGAGAAACCUUGCCAGUAACUGUUACUAUGAGUAUAUUUGCACAGUUAAAAAAAAAUCGAGUACAUGUUAGCAAUGUCUGUAAAUCUUAAUUCUGAACGUGCCUGCUGUAUUUGUUUCGUGCAUUUAUGACUUGGUUAAGAGUCAGUGGUGAGUGAGUUACUUCUGUUGUGCAAUGGAAUAUGUUGUCUCUCCUGUCUUGUACUUAUUCUUGCAAGAAAAAGCAGUAAAAUAGAUGCAUUAGGUUUUAGUGCUGGAAAAUUGGCAUUUUCUGUGUAUCUAAUUCAAGGAAUCAAUCUUGACAGGGUGUGCUGUUAUAGGAAAAUAAUCAACACCGGGUGGUAUAAUGCAGAGCACUGUAAACCCCCCCCCCCCCAAAAAAAGCUGAUUAUUUUCCAAUAAAGCACAUUCUGAAGUGUUUUAUACCUCUUACACCACAGCAGUUGGCCAACAAUUACAAUAUUUAAUUUAUAAAUGAAUGACUUCUUUUUAACUAUUUAUAGUUACAUUUAAUAUUAUAUAACAUCUGCAAGACAAGUUAGUUCCUGUUACGUCUCUCUAUAUUUUUUUUCUAUCCAUAUUCACCGAUUCACUGGAUAUGAGCAAUCGUGCGCUCUGAUUGGCUACUCUGCCACUAGGAUGUCAGCUCGUAUACCGUGAGUAGAGAAAAACAAAACGGCGGAGCGUGUUACCGAACCAACCGAGGACGAAAUAAAAACUCUUCUUGAAAACAAAACCCAAAAAAUACAAAAAAAAGUGCAACAAAAUAUAAAAUAAAAGUAGUUGAUGGUAAGAACGUAUCUUUUUUUAAUUUUUCAAGAGUUAUUAUUACUAUAGCAUUUUUCACAAAUUGCAACCGUCAUUUUGCCGGUUUGUUUACAUUCUAUCAAAAAAGUCCUUCCCACGCCAUGUGGCGCCGAUCUCCGUAGCCCUCGGCCUCUCACAUAGCUAGGGUUACGGGGGGUGGGGUGUCCUUCCUCUGGUACCAUUUUUAUAAUGGUCUUUGGUAUGACCCAACCGUGAGUAGAAUUCACAAUCUCCUGAUCGAGAGGCGGACACGCUAACCACUAGGCCACUAGCCGGUUGUUUACAUUCUAAGCGGAAAUUAUUUUGUUGGACGUUUUGUAUAAAGUUUUUAUUUAUCGGCUUUGCAAAAAAUAAAAAUGCUCCGUUUCUCAAAAAAAAUCCAUGACUGUGGAUAUAAUAAAACAGUUAUUCCACUCAAUCUUGUCAUACAUGGCUUAUAGCCAACUCAGCGCUACGCUCCUCAUCGGCUAUCAGCUCAUGUACGACUCGAUUUUGUGGAAUAACUAUUAAAUAUUCGACCGAGUGCAUUAAUAUAAACCCAUCCUUUAAACUACAAGCAGCGCGAUGGUCAGAGCUGUGCUGCUAUAGAAAUUUGAUCAACACCUUCUGACCAAUCAGAGUCAAGUUUUCAACAGUGCUAUGGUCUGAGUAACCUUAUAUAAUGAUCUGUUAUAUUUCAGUAUACAUUUCAUAUCCGUCUAGUUCAGGUUAUAGCAUACUUCAUGAGUCAUAUGUUAUUUGGAGUAUAUUUCUGACCAGGGUAUGUGUGUACUGUGAGGAAAUGACAUGAUAAAUCUGUUAUGUAUCGCAAAAUGUCUGGUAGCACCAGCUUUGUGCAUAAGCUCCAUUCUGCUGACUCUUCAAGCAUAUACUUCUGCUUCGAAAGACUAUUGUCUUAGCCACAAUAAUAUUGCUAGUUAACGUAUGUAGUAUCUUGUGAGGAAUAUGAUUUUAACAUCCAGUUUGAAUGCGUGUGCAAUUAACUUCAGUGUUGGAGCAACAACUUUGCCCUCAUUCUGCAAUAUCUGUAAGAUGACAGAAAGACCUCAUUCUUAAACCAUGUGAAAAUAAUGCAGCUGCGACAGUAGAAGUAGUAUUAAUAUGUUUGUAUCUAAUAUAAUCACUCCAGCCAUACAUAAUACUUUGUAGGGAACCUAGAUAGUAUGUAUUUAACAACUAUUCACUGAAAGCGAAGUGAAUAUCGGUGAAUAAUAAUCGAGACAAGUCAAGGUUAUUCUUCACCAAUAUUCACAGAGACUGAGGUGGAUAAUUGUUUCAGUAUAAAUACACAGGUGAUUAUUUAAAAAAAAAUCAUAUUUUAAAAAUCGUUUAUUUCAAACUUCGAAAGCAAAUGUAAUGCGCACAGACUUGUCAUUUAUCUAUGACGAGUCACAUAAAAUAAUUUGUUUUGAAAUAGAUAAAAGAAAUCACAAUCCCAUCUUACCUUUGAAUAGUUUUAGACCAAACUUCGUAGCAUCUUUAGUGCAUGCAGGAACGGCAUUUUCUUUCAUAAAUUUCUAAUUCUUCCUCGCUUACGGUAACAAAGUGAUUGGCCGCCAUUUUGCCAAGUCACUCGAGGUGAUUAUCGAGAAAUAGUCUGAAAUUUUGACCAAUCAGCAUGCACGAUUUUCUAUCUGCGUGUUUAUGCUAAAGUACAUUACACAAUUAUAGGUGUGUAAUAUUCAUUUAUAUAACGGUGUCUGGUGUAAAGUGAUUCGACCUGACAGAUGCAGUUACAGAACCACUAGACUUGACAAGUUCUAGUUCUCAGGGCUAAACAGAAAAGCAGGAUUGUGAUGUGACGUUCCUGGACAUGCAACUGUUUAUGACUGAUUUUGAUUCAGUCUUAUUUAUGAUUUACAUAUGUAGAUCAUUCUCGUUCUAUCUUAAUGACUGAGAUAUAGAUAUUCAACUAUAGAUUAAGAGUUAAUAUAAUUGUAUGAGUAAAUUGUUAUUCCUUUUCACUGUAUUAUUAAAAGACUUAUAAGAAAUUAAUAAAUUUAACUUGCUCAAUCAA
Messenger RNA from Neoarius graeffei (lesser salmon catfish), 6503 nucleotides. RefSeq names its product progestin and adipoQ receptor family member 9 (gene paqr9). The coding region runs from base 1193 to 2335 and encodes 380 amino acids. The transcript has a single exon. Gene Ontology annotation, cellular component: membrane. The record is from RefSeq and is a predicted model, not a curated record. Gene Ontology annotation, molecular function: signaling receptor activity. NCBI's taxonomy places the organism in Eukaryota, Metazoa, Chordata, Actinopteri, Siluriformes, Ariidae.